Molecule: messenger RNA, 302 nt
Organism: Sphaeroforma arctica JP610
Lineage: Eukaryota; Ichthyosporea; Ichthyophonida
Exons: 1
Molecular function (GO): protein binding
Source: RefSeq, a predicted model, not a curated record
CACCAGAACUCAGUGCACGUCUCUCGAGUGGAGUGAGGACCACAUGGUCGCAGGUGACGACCACGGCAAUAUCACUCUGUGGCGCACAGGCAUGGCUAAGCCACAGGUGAUUCACACGCAACACGCCAACGUGGUAAACCUGGUUUUCAUGCCGAUGUCCGGGUUUGCGCGGUUUUUGGUGCUGUUUGGCGACGGUAUUGAACUGUGGGAUGCGCAGAGUGGUACUAAGUUGUCGGCGGUGGUUGGUAGGAAGCCGGGAGGGGCCAAGGAGAGGCUGGUUAUGAAGAAUGUCGAGUGGAUUG